Molecule: messenger RNA, 1161 nt
Organism: Populus nigra (black poplar)
Lineage: Eukaryota; Viridiplantae; Streptophyta; Magnoliopsida; Malpighiales; Salicaceae
Exons: 5
Coding region: 174-947 (257 amino acids)
Source: RefSeq, a predicted model, not a curated record
AAAAAUUAAAGUACCGAACCUCCUCUCUGCUUCCGUCCGGUCUGUCCGAAGCGAGAGAGAGAGAGAGAGAGAAGCGUGCAGGCCAGGAAGGAAGGAAGUUGAUAUUAUCGUCUUAAUCAACAACUUGUGGACUGUAACUACAGAGUAAAGUAAACCCCAAAGUAAUAAAGAAAAUGCUGUUGAGGGCACUCCAUUUCUCUAAUCCCUCAAUCAACCACCACCGAUACACAUCGUCCCCCGCCACCUCCACCGCUCACUCUCGUCUCUUUCCGUACGAUCUCCGCCUCCCAAUCCAACGGUUCUCGUCGAUUACCAUACAAUCACACUAUAAUUCAACAACAACAGCUGUUGCAGAAUCAGAAUCGCCAGAGUCGUCGACUUCAUCUGAGUACAUCGAGACCGUCGGAUUACCGUCUAGUUCAGUGCUUCAGCUCUCUCAGUGGAAUCUCACUCAUCGCCACGUUCUCGUCCUCAAUGUCAUUGCUUGCACUGCAGCGGUCUCAGCAACCUGGCUAUUUUUGUCUGCAAUCCCAACUCUUCUUGCUUUCAAGAGGGCAGCAGAAUCACUCGAGAAGUUGAUGGAUGUGACGAGGGAAGAACUUCCAGAUACAAUGGCUGCUGUUCGGUUAUCAGGCAUGGAAAUUAGUGAUCUUACUAUGGAGCUCAGUGACUUGGGGCAGGAGAUUACACAAGGUGUUAGAAGUUCCACCAGAGCUGUCCGUGUAGCUGAGGAGAGGCUGCGCCAAUUGACAAACAUAACUCCAACAGCUUCAUUGCAGAGGGUAGCCAUUCUGAAAAAUGAGACAGGAGGACCAGCAUUGGCCAGGACUGCACGGGGAAUGAGGGAGGGGAUUGUCAAGGGUCGUUCAAUCUUGCAAAUAUUCUUCACAAUCAUACAAUUUUCCAGGAUGGCCUUUAACUAUUUUGCUAAGCAAAAUAAGAAAUAGAUCCAAAGAUAUGAGCUCUGUGGUGAGAAAUAUCAAAAUUUCCUUGCGUACAUAUCCAUUUCUUUUAUAAAUUUUGCAAAAACGUUAGUUUGUUGUUGAGUUUUAACAUGUUAGGGUUUUAUAACUGCCACUUGCAGUUGAGCUAGUAUGCAAAGAGACAGAAUGGACCUUUUGUUUUCCUUCCAUAGUUUAUAUCUUCUGUGCCUUAUGAUUU